Molecule: messenger RNA, 4780 nt
Organism: Anguilla rostrata (American eel)
Lineage: Eukaryota; Metazoa; Chordata; Actinopteri; Anguilliformes; Anguillidae
Gene: snrka
Product: SNF related kinase a
Exons: 7
Coding region: 307-2619 (770 amino acids)
Biological process (GO): protein phosphorylation; intracellular signal transduction
Cellular component (GO): cytoplasm
Molecular function (GO): protein serine/threonine kinase activity; ATP binding
Source: RefSeq, a predicted model, not a curated record
UUGGAUGCGCUGUGUAUGCUGUGGUAGUGACGUCUGCUACAUUCACACGGAAGACCGUCCUUUCUACUAAUUUAAACGCAAUUUGUCCGAGAUAGGCAGGACUCUCAACACCAAGGCUCUGAUUUCCACAUUAUAAAUACAAAAGUAAAUGAUUUCUGGACGAAGUGCCUCCCCCUGCAGGGUUGUUUGAGAGCUGGCACCAUGGGCACCGGGCUGGCAGCAGAUGUGCUGAAAUAAGCCAGGCCCUUCUUACCCUGUGAACUCCCCCUCGGCACCCGGGACCCCACCCACCAGGGAACGCCAGGCAUGGCAGGCUUCAAGCGCGGGUACGAUGGGAAGAUCGCCGGCCUCUAUGACCUGGACAAGACACUGGGGCGCGGCCACUUCGCCGUGGUGAAGCUGGCCCGUCACGUCUUCACGGGGGAGAAGGUGGCGGUGAAGGUCAUCGAUAAAACCAAGCUGGACACGACGGCCACGGGCCACCUCUUCCAGGAGGUGCGAUGCAUGAAGCUGGUGCAGCACCCCAACAUCGUGCGACUGUACGAGGUCAUCGACACGCAGACCAAGCUCUACCUCAUCCUGGAGCUGGCGGACGGCGGCGACUUGUUCGACUACAUCAUGAAGCACGAGGAGGGCCUGAGCGAAGAGAUGGCCAAGAAGUACUUCGCCCAGAUCGUCCACGCCAUCUCCUACUGCCACCGGCUCCACGUGGUCCACCGCGACCUCAAGCCCGAGAACGUGGUCUUCUUCGAGAAGCAGGGCCUGGUCAAGCUCACCGACUUCGGCUUCAGCAACAAGUUCCAGCCGGGCAAGAAGCUGACCACCAGCUGUGGCUCCCUGGCCUAUUCCGCCCCAGAGAUCCUGCUAGGGGACGAGUAUGAUGCGCCAGCCGUGGAUAUCUGGAGCCUGGGUGUGAUCCUCUUCAUGCUGGUGUGUGGACAGCCGCCCUUUCAGGAGGCCAACGACAGCGAGACCCUGACCAUGAUCAUGGACUGCAAGUACACCGCGCCCCCCCACGUCUCCGGCGCCUGCAGAGACCUGAUCGACCGCAUGCUGCAGCGGGACCCCAAGCGCCGGGCCUCGCUGGAGGAGAUCGAGACCCACGCCUGGCUGCGGGGCGUCGACCCCUCCCCCGCCACCAAGUACAGCACCCCGCUGGUUUCCCACAGGAACCUGUCAGAGGAGGAGCACAACAGCAUCAUCCAGCGCAUGGUCCUGGGAGACAUUGCCGACCGUGAGACCAUCAUCGAGGCUCUGGAGACGAACAAGUACAACCACAUCACUGCCACGUACUUCCUGCUGGCUGAGAGAAUCCUGAGAGACAAGCAGGAGAAGGAGAUCCAGACCCGGUCCUCCAGCCCAAGCAACAUCAAAGCCCAGUUCAGGCAGUCGUGGCCGACGAAGAUCGACAUCCACCAAGAAAUCGAGGACAGCCUGGCCGCCUCGUCCAUCUCCCACGGCGGGGGUCCGCAGUCCCCGGCCCGCAGCGCAGAGAACCUGCUCAACGGGCACCGCGGGAAGGGCCUGCUGGACCUGGGGCGGCGCGAGGACCCCGGCGAGCCCGCCCCCCCGGGCCAGGCCCCCGCCCCCCCGGCCGCGGACUCCGCCCCCGGCCAGCAGCGCACGCGCCUGUUCAGGGUGGAGGAGGACGAGGAGGAGGAGGACGAGCCGGCGCCCCUGCCCACGCAGGUGAUCCUGCGGCGCAAGCCCUCGGUCACCAACCGGCUGUCCUCGCGCAAGAGCGCCCCCGUGCUCAACCAGAUCUUCGAGGAGGAGGGCGAGUCGGACGACGACUUCGACGCGGCCGAGAGCCUGCCGCCCAAGCUGAGCCGGCUGAAGAACAUGGCGUCCCCGGCCACGCCGCACAAGCGCUUCCACCGGCGCACCAGCCAGACCCGCGGCUCCAGCUGCUCCAGCUCCGAGACCAGCGACGACGACUCGGAGAGCCACCGCCGCCGCCUGGACAAGGACAGCGGCUUCACCUACAGCUGGAACCGGCGGGACAGCAGUGAGGGGGGCGGCGGCGGGGGCAGCAGCGGGGGCGGCCAGAGCAAACCCCCCGGGGACGGGGGGGUGGGGCCGGACAGGGGCAGCCCACCCGGGGGCGGGGGCGGUGGUGGGGGAGGCGGGGGAGGUGGAGGAGGAGGAGGAGGAGCAGGAGGAGCAGGAGGAGGGUCGGGUAACAGAGGACAGGGCAGCCCCUCCUGCUGCUCCACCCGCAGCUCCAUGAGGACGGUGGGCGGGGUGGUGGAGAGCCUGAAGCUCAUGAGCCUCUGCCUCAGCUCCCAGCUUCAGCUCCUGAGCGGGGCGGGCGGGGCACGGGCGGGACGCUUCAUCCUGGACCCCCAGGGGUUCUCCAGCUUGGGGAUGCCGGAGGUGUCCUCCUGGAGGAUGUGCGUGGGCUCCUGCGGGAGCCUGGACAUGCCCCUGCCGGGCCCUCACAUGGGGGCCACCCUGAAGGCUCUGGACCUGGCUCAGGAGAGCUCCGCCUUCAGCCUGAAACACGGCCUGCUGAAGGUCCCGCUGUGCGACAGAACCAUCUCCGUCAACAUCCAGCGCAGCCCCCAGGCCCGCCUGCUCUGCGCCCCGGCCCCGCCCACCUGCUGCCAGGUCAUCUGAGGCCCCGCCCCCCUCCCACCUGCUGUCAGGUCAUCUGAGGCCCCGCCCGCCACCCACCUGCUGCCAGGUCAACUGAGGCCCCGCCCCCACCCACCUGCUGCCAGGUCAUCUGAGGCCCCGCCCCCCACCCACCUGCUGCCAGGUCAUCUGAGGCCCUGCCCCCCACCCACCUGCUGCCAGGUCAUCUGAGGCCCCGCCCCCUCACCUCCACCCAUGUGUAGCAAACCGUUAGCAAUGGCACUCUUCCAGGUGCUGUGAAUGACCUCACACAUCGCCUCCCCGUCUUAGUCAACCUCAAGUCUCUGUUAUUUACAGUGGAUAUUCUUCUGGGCAGGAUCCCCUGUGAAUGAAAAGUGGGAAGCUGCUGUCUUUUCUGGUUUAUUUUUUACUGUGACAUCUUUCCUAUUCUCUCUCGCUUUGUUUUUUUUUUUAUGUUAGCCCCCCCCCCGCCCAAAAAAAAAAAAACAUCAUAGAGCGUAGCACUCCAGUUUUAAUCCAGAGGAAUCUGUGCUUUUAAAAAUACUUAAACUUAAACGUGGACAAAAGACCAAACUUCAGAUUGAAAGACAGCAGGAUAGGAGAUGGAGCAGUAGGUUCUGGGCAAGCACUUACUAAAGGUUUAUCACAAGACUAAAUCAAUCAAGCUCUGAUAAUGCUGCCCAUUUAGUGUGUCGUAUGUGUCAGGCAGGCUAGACAAUUGCAGAGAAAGGCCUUGAAAAGUGCCCCCACUGUUAAGUCUUAAACAAAAUGACCAGAAACAAAUUAUUCUUUUAUAAAUGUAUUUUAGCUAAAUGUUAUUUUUGAACAACUGAAUUAUAUCCUGAAGGACAGAAUGCCAUCUAAUAAGUGCUUUUACUUUAUACUGCACAUAGACAAUCUUUGGUUUUCAAUUUUAUCCAAAUUUAAAUUACAUUUUAACUGGUUAUCACACUUUCACAGAACUUGAAGAUUGAAAGAGUUCAUAGUAUACCCACCUGAAAGUUUUUUUUUUUUCUCUCUCCCCUCAACCAAAGCUUUAGACUCAACCAAUGAAUACAAGAUAAGCAAUGAAAAUUCUAUCUUUGAUUCCAGAUGUCCAGGCAUAAAUAUUCUUUAUUCUUGAUUCAUGGCAGGUCCCUCCAGCAAAAUUUCCUUCAUCCAGAAAUUCAAAUGAAAUUGCAGUUGGAUUCAUUUAAUUGAUCCGCAUUCUGCUUAAGUCCCUAAGAGUACCCGCAAAAUGAAAUAAGCUAUUCAUGCUGUAAAUACUGAAAACUUUGAUUUCUAAGAUUUAUUUUGACUCUUGAUUCCCGGCUCAGCCAUUUGCACCUUUGAUUUUAUGUAUUUUAUAUUUUAAGCCUUGGAGAUGAGAUAUUUUAAGGAGUGUUUGUAGUCUGUAUAUUUUUUUUUUUUACCAUUUGGGUUUUGCAGGAUGGGUGUUCAGCCUAGAGUUGUGUCUGAAUUGUGCCGUUUGGUCACCGGAUGACCUCAUCCUGAAGUGCGUCACUGGGGAGACGGCACGGUCUUUCAUUCAGGAAUAAAGUGCUAUCUCUAGUACAAACGUGGAUCACAGUGUUGGGGAUUUUUCCUGUGUUUGAGAUAAGCAGACAUGCUUCUGUUGAGCCUAAUCGAAAAGUCAGUGAACAAUAUAGGGAAUAUAUUAAAAGGGCAUUGGCAAUAAGCUAUAUGUUGCAGCUAUAUGUAAAUAUAUACUAUAUAUUUUGUUUUAUAUUUCAGAUCUGUACAGCCUCAGAAUGGCACCUUGGACAUAAGACAUUAUAUAUGUAAAUAGUUGUAAAUUCGCUGUUCUACAUUUAAAACGGCAUUGUUGACCAUUUUGUGCAUAGCUGUAAUAUAUCCUUACGUGUUUCGAUUUAAAAAAAAUAUGAAAUAUGAAAACAGCACUACUGCUAACUUACGUGUGUCUGACUGUUCGUCUUUACCAGGAUGUAAAGAGGUGAAUGACUGUGCAUGUGUGGUAUGUUUUCCAUUCUCUGUCUAGAUACAGCAAGGGAUCGAUCGCUCAAAAAAUGCGUUGCUGGACCAAACAUUAAAAGUGGUUAAAAAAGAAGCGACAAAGUGAUAGUAUAUCUAUAAAUUUAUGUCAUUGCUGAUACCUUUCUGAAAUGUUACAUAUAGCUAUGGUAAGGUCCAAUAUUAAAUGUGGAAAAAGCUGUCUUAUAAA